UUGGCGUAAUAGUUCCCAAAUAGGAAAUGUUGAUUUUUGUAUACCAAUUGGUUCGGUGAUGACCGAAGAAUCCCGAGCCCCGAAAGCAUCUGCCGUCUUGUUGUAAGAAUCGGGGCAAAACCUUCACAGCACCAAGUUCUUGUGUUAAUUUGCUAUUCCCGGCCGCAGACCCCGCUUUAUCUUCGUUGAGAGCGAGAGCGAGAUGGAGCAGACCUCAGGUUACAAGGAUUACAUAGCAGGCUUGCUCGCCGGCGUGGCUAUUGUUGUCACUGGUCAUCCCUUCGAUACCGUUAAGGUGAAGCUGCAAAAGCACAACACUGAUGCUCAAGGUGCAAGAUAUCGGAAUGGUCUGCAUUGCACGGCUAGGAUAUUGAAGACAGAAGGAGUGAAAGGACUUUAUAGGGGCGCAUCGUCUUCAUUUGUAGGGAUGGCUUUUGAGAGUUCACUGCUUUUCGGCAUGUAUUCCCAAAUAAAACAAUCACUACAGGGUGAACUUCAAAGUGAUAAACCACAUUUUUCCACAAUAAUUCCAGCCGCCUCUUUCAGUGGUGCUGCAAUCAGCUUUAUUCUAUGUCCGACAGAGCUGGUAAAGUGCAGGAUGCAAGUUCAAGGAACGGAUUCCUUGGUUCCCAUGUCAAACAGAUACAGUGGUCCUCUUGAUUGUGCCAUUAAAACCAUGAAGCAUGAGGGGGUUGCAGGAAUUUUUCGAGGAGGCUUGACAACAUUAUUUAGGGAAUCUAUAGGAAAUGCAGCUUUCUUUUGCACCUAUGAACAUGUGAAGUAUUAUAUGAAUUUGCAGUUUAAGGAUGCACACAAACAGAACAACCUGGUUGAUGUAGGAAUUGGCAUAAUGAGUGGUGGUCUAAGUGGUAUAGCAUUCUGGUCAGCAGUUUUGCCAUUGGAUGUAGCAAAAACCUUAAUUCAGACAGACCCAGAUCGAAGCUCAACUAAAAAUCCAUUCCAAAUCUUGACAUCGAUUCACAGGAGGUCAGGACUUAGUGGAUGCUAUACCGGUCUAGGCCCAACAAUAAUGAGGGCUUUUCCUGCUAAUGCAGCUGCAAUUGUAACCUGGGAACUGGCAAUCAAAUUUUUGGGCAUAAAGCAUGAUUAGAUAUCGUGUAAGACAAGCUUACAACAAAAUUUAAAGGCUUGAUCAUUUAGAGGGUUCAAUUCCCCAUCUGUUACUCAUCUUUGAAGUGCUGAAGAAUGAAGAAUUUUUGUGUGCUAAGGACUCUGUUCAUUUUUUUUAAACAAGGUUGAUGAUUGGCAUGCUCUGUUUUUCCGCUUGACCAUCGCAACCAAAAUAUUUAUGAGCACUGGAUGGGGAACUGUUGUUCAUGAAUUCCAAUAUUCUUAUUCUAAACUAGUUAAUUAUUUUCUUUUGUUCUAUGAGGUUUAUAGUUUAUUCAAUGUUUUGAUCUCUUGUGCAAGGUUAUCCACCUUUGUUUGUUUAGCUUUUUGCUGCCAUUUGAUAUCGUAUAUUAGUAUUGCACAACUGAAGAUUUGUAAAACCUCAAAUCCUUAAGUGUAAUAUAUCAACUCUAUGCUUAAAUUUCCUUGCAGUUAUAUUCACUUGUAUGUUAGUUGAGGUGAAAAUUUGUAUUUUGCCUCU
Messenger RNA from Impatiens glandulifera, 1612 nucleotides. RefSeq names its product mitochondrial arginine transporter BAC1. Gene Ontology annotation, molecular function: L-ornithine transmembrane transporter activity. Lineage: Eukaryota; Viridiplantae; Streptophyta; Magnoliopsida; Ericales; Balsaminaceae. The transcript has 9 exons. Gene Ontology annotation, biological process: mitochondrial L-ornithine transmembrane transport. The coding region runs from base 203 to 1111 and encodes 302 amino acids. The record is from RefSeq and is a predicted model, not a curated record.